This is a messenger RNA of Aspergillus glaucus CBS 516.65, 1005 nucleotides long. RefSeq lists its product as uncharacterized. The coding region runs from base 110 to 853 and encodes 247 amino acids. The transcript is spliced from 3 exons. The record is from RefSeq and is a predicted model, not a curated record. Lineage: Eukaryota; Fungi; Ascomycota; Eurotiomycetes; Eurotiales; Aspergillaceae.
UUCCUUCCGCAGGCCCUCUCUAAUCGUUUGGAGCAGGAAUACUUCUCCCAUCCCAGAAAUCAUAUUCGACCCGACAUUGGUACUAAGUCCCCAUGUGUUCCUUCUAGGAAUGCUUUUUCGUAUUGGAGCAUUCAAAAAUUUUUCGACAGAUGGAUUUGUGGUUGACUGUCCUGAAAAUCUGUACAAUCUUGGCGUUAUCAAGGGGCUCGGCCAGCAGGAGUUGAAGUUGAAAGAUGAGAUUCUUGAUCAAUUUGUCUUCUGUCAGGCAAUUCGGGAAGCAGAUGGGAUCCGAAUUGCGCUUGAGGAACAACUAACGGACGGAAUGCUCCGAUACCGAAUGAGGCUGGGGGUGAAAUCACUGGCGAAGGCAUUCAAUGACAGCCCGGACGUAACAAAUGAGCUCCAAAAUGUGAUGUUGCAGCAUGCCAGUAUCAACACCUUCGUUCGACAUUAUAGUGUGGGCAUUCACGUGGAUACUCAGGCGAUCGUACAAGGUCUACCAGCCCAAAAACAACUAAUGCAAUUUGCGGCUUCUAUGAGCCGGUCCAUUGAUCCUCGGCGGCCCUACAAGCUGGAAAAUUCCAGCUGCGUCAACGAUCUCCCUCGCGUACAGAUGUUGCAGGGACAUGUUCAUGAAAGAAAACAACUCCGGGACGAGAAGAAACGGUCCUACGAGGCUACCAAACGGGACUUUCAACAAACUUUCGGUGAUGAAAAAUUCGAAAAGAGUGAGAAAAAGCUGCCGCGACGCGCUUGUCGUGAAAACAAAGGCGUAAAGAGGUGUAAGAAAGACUACAUGCGUGCCGAUCAGCGAUAUCAACGCGCGCUACGGGAGUUGCGGAAUGAGAAGUAACGGUAACGCAAUUGUCUAAUAUAAGAAUGAACAGCCAGUGGUUGACAGCGAACGGCAACUCGCUGGGAAGAUGGUAGAUGAGGAGGUUAUGGACGUUCUGGAGCAAACGGGGUACAUGACCCCACAGCAUAUAAUGUUGAUCGACACUAUUC